AUGCUGUUCUGCGCAAUUUUGUUGUUGUUUUUCAUCUUAGCGCUGUUAAAUUAUGUCACCAUGCUGCGCAUACGUCGUGGUGCACUUCGCAAUGUGCCGGGGCCGUACUGCUWUCCAUUUAUAGGCGCAGUGCAAUUAUAUCUCCAGCUUAAUAUGAAUAAUAUGCUGGAUCACAUGUCCAAGUUCCACGAGCAGCAUGGCAGCAUAAUAGCCGCUUGGGUGGCCAAUCGUGUGGGUGUUUSCAGUAUCGAUUUGGAAUUGAACGAGCAACUCUUGGCCUCACCACAACACAUUACCAAGCAUUUCAACUACACAAUUCUGCGUCAGUGGCUGGGCACCGGACUGCUGCUGAGCGACGGUCGCAAAUGGUUUGUACGCCGAAAGAUUAUAACRCCCGCCUUUCAUUUCAAGAUAUUGGAACAAUUUGUCGAGGUUUUCGAUCAGCAAUCGACGAUUUUGUUGAGUUGUUUGGCGAAGAAAGCCGAUGGCCGCAAUGUCUUUGAUGUCUAUCCGUUUGUUUGCUUGGCAGCUUUGGAYAUUAUAGCGGAGACAGCCAUGGGCACUAAAAUGGGAGCGCAAACUGAUGCGAGGAGUGAAUAUGCGUUGGCUGUGAAGAAAACCACAAAAAUUAUCGCCUGGCGUUUCACGAAAUUCCAUCUGAACAAUGAAAUUUUAUUCAGCAUCUUGCAUCCCCACCUCAAGUGGCAGCAAAUGCGUCUCAUUAAAACAUUGCAUGAGUUCACAACCAAACUGAUCAAACAAAGACGUGAGGCACUUGAAAAAAAUCGAAAAGUUGCGCCGCCGACUGAAGAUUUGACGGAAGACUCCCACUUUGUGGGYAAUAAGAAACGUAUGGCUCUGCUUGAUAUGCUGCUUCAGUCCACGAUCGAUGAUCAACCGUUGUCCGAUGACGAUAUACGCGAGGAAGUCGAUACUUUCAUGUUCGAAGGUCACGAUACCAUUACUUCGGGCAUAUGUUUCACACUAUAUUUACUCGCACGCCAUCCGGAGGCACAACAGAAGGUGCUGCAGGAAGUCACAGCUGUGUUGGGUAAUGAUCGAAAGCAAGCGAUCAGCAUGACUGAACUCAAUGAGCUCAAAUAUGUGGAAUGUGUUAUUAAGGAGACACUGCGUCUCUAUCCCAGUGUGGCUCUUGUGGGCAGACAAUUGACGGAGGACUUCAAAUAUACUCAUUCUCAGAUUGGAGACGGCAUCAUACCSGCGGGCUCUCAAAUUCUUAUCAGUCUUUAUGGCAUGUUUCGUCAGGCACGUUAUUUUGAACGACCCACUGACUUUGUGCCCGAACGUCAUUUGAAUAAUGGGAGCGCUAGUGCAUUUCUCUUUAUACCUUUCAGCGCAGGACCGCGUAAUUGUAUCGGCCAGAAAUUUGCCAUGCUGGAGAUGAAGAUGAUAAUUGCCAAGAUCGUGCGUGAAUACGAGCUGUUGCCCUUCGGCGAGCCCGUMCAAAUAGAAUCAAAUAUUGUUAUGCGCUCAACAACGGGGUUUCAGUUGGGCAUGAGAAAGAGAGAGUGACUUCUUAUAUUUUUAUUUGUAUUAAAGUGAUCAAAUAAGAUGUGGAAAWAUGUAUGUGUAUUUAAGACAUUUUCUUGUAGAAUAAAAUCUUUUUCGAAAAUUAAAGUAUAUUGAGAGAGGAUU
Molecule: messenger RNA, 1656 nt
Organism: Bactrocera latifrons
Lineage: Eukaryota; Metazoa; Arthropoda; Insecta; Diptera; Tephritidae
Product: cytochrome P450 4d8-like
Exons: 6
Coding region: 1-1533 (510 amino acids)
Molecular function (GO): oxidoreductase activity, acting on paired donors, with incorporation or reduction of molecular oxygen; heme binding; monooxygenase activity
Source: RefSeq, a predicted model, not a curated record